Pocillopora damicornis (cauliflower coral) is the source of this 1830-nucleotide messenger RNA. RefSeq lists its product as uncharacterized. NCBI's taxonomy places the organism in Eukaryota, Metazoa, Cnidaria, Anthozoa, Scleractinia, Pocilloporidae. The record is from RefSeq and is a predicted model, not a curated record. Gene Ontology annotation, molecular function: calcium ion binding.
UACAGAAUAGAAGCGAUCGGAGCAGCAGGAGGAUACGAUCAACUUGACGGAAGUGUUCAAUACCGAGGAAGAGGGGCGAUUAUGGUUGGAACAUUUCGCCUAAACAAGGGUGAAGUCAUACAAGUAAUUGUUGGUCAAGAAGGAGGAAUAACCAAACGGAGGUGGUCUUCUGGAGGUGGUGGAGGAACAUUUGUUGUGAGAGGAGCCAAUACACCUUUGAUCAUAGCUGGAGGCGGGGGAGGCUUACAAAGUCUUAAUUCAAGACAUGGAGGAUGUGACGCCAGCACACAAACAACAGGGAAUACUGGAUACAAAUCAUGGCCAGGGGGAAGCAAUGGACAUGGUGCACAGACUGCUGAUAACAGGUCUCAUACAGGUGGAGGUGGUGGCGGCUUUUGUUCAAGUGGAAGAAGUGGAGCGUAUUUCAAUGGAACCGUGGGGGAGGGUGGAGAGGGUGGUAAGGGAUUUCUUCAGGGAGGGGUGGGUGGGAGAACCCGUUACAACGAUACCACUGGUGGGUUUGGGGGAGGAGGUGGGGCUUGGGGAUGGGCAGGGGGAGGAGGAGGAGGAGGAGGGUACUCUGGGGGAGGUAGUGGUAAAGACCUAGGUGGUUCCUGUGGCGGUGGAGGUGGGUCGUUUAAUGCUGGAAACAACCAACAUAAUGAUUGUUGUUACAACUCUGCAGGUCAUGGUCAGGUGACGAUAACGUUACAGUAGAGUAAACUAACCAUUAGCUACCAAACUUCAUAAAAAAAAAUCAACAGACUGAGAGGGUGAAUCAGGGCGUUGGACGUUUUGUUUCUUUAACGUGGACAUUAGGUCGAGGUUGAUCUUCAAAGGGAAGUGUUGAGAACAGACUUCUGCCUAAGAGACUAUUUCAUAAUAACAUCAGAACAACUAGCAUAUCUCAAAGCUUCAUCUCGAUCUCCUCAUUUUCCUUCGAUCGUGCAUUUUAGUAACAGUAUGUCAUUAUGUUGGUUGACCUUCUCUAAUUUGGCUUGUUAACUCAGUUCGAAAAGCAUUGCAUCGGUAUCGCAGAGGUCAUGGGUUAAAAUCCCACGCAGGCCUGAAUUUCUCGGGCCUUACUUUCAGUACUGCUUAGGUCGUGUUCAUUUCUAUGAAAACUGCUUUAAUUUUCUUAAAAGGAUGUUUCUUUGACAACCAUUUUGGGGAUUUUAAAAUGCCGAAGCCAGAAAUGAACUAGAUAGACUUAAGGUGUGUAAACUUUAUCGACAUUUAGAAAGCAAAGCUAGAUAUUCCUGAAUAUGAAUAAACAACUGGUGCCAGAGGAAUAUAUUAUAGAGAGGCCAUAAUGUCGUUCUGUUACUCAGUUUUACCCAUAUCCAAUAUGUUAUACUAUAGAGAAGAAAUUAUGUCGUUCUGUUACUCAAUUUUUACCCAUAUCCAUUGUGUUAUAUCAUAGAGAGGCAACGAUGUUGUUCUGUUACUCAAUUUUACCUAUAUUCAUUAUGUUAUAUAAUAGAGGCAAAAAUGUCGUUCUGUUACUCAAUAUUACCUAUGUUCAUUAUGUUAUAUAAUAGAGAGGCAUCAGCGUCGUUCUGUUACUCAAUUUUCACAUAUCCAUUAUAUUAUAUUAUAGAGAGGCAAGAAUGUCGUUCUGUCGCUCAAUUUUACCCAUAUCCACUAUGUUGUAUUAUAGAGAGGCAACAGUGUUUUUCUGUCACUCAAUUGUACCCAUAUCCACUAUAUUGUAUUAUAGAGAGGUAACAGUGUCGUUGUGUUACUCAUUUUACCCAUAUCCACUAUGUUAUAUUAUAGAGAGGCAACAGUGUUGUUCUGUCACUCAAUUUUACCCAUAUCCACUGUUAU